Benincasa hispida (wax gourd) is the source of this 741-nucleotide messenger RNA. It is a transcript of the gene GRXC1, whose product is annotated as Thioredoxin superfamily protein. Lineage: Eukaryota; Viridiplantae; Streptophyta; Magnoliopsida; Cucurbitales; Cucurbitaceae. Gene Ontology annotation, molecular function: glutathione disulfide oxidoreductase activity. Gene Ontology annotation, cellular component: cytoplasm. Gene Ontology annotation, biological process: cellular response to oxidative stress. The record is from RefSeq and is a predicted model, not a curated record.
UGAAGAUCUUCGGCGUUCGGACGGCCAUGCGAGCUUGUUCUUUUACUCUUUCAGCAAGUGAAAUUGACAUCAAAAUUCGUCUCUUUUGACCUUUAUUCUUCCCCUCUAUUUCCAAAUUCAUACCGAUUUCUUCAUAGCAAAGAAUCCUUGAAACUCUCCUGUUUGAUCUCAUUAACCGAGGUCAUGGGGUCGUGGUUCAGCUCAAACAAAUUGAGUAAAGAAGAGCUGGAAUUAGCGCUUAACGAAGCUAAGAAGAUAAUCUCCUCUGAGCCUGUUGUUGUUUUCAGUAAGACUUACUGUGGGUAUUGUUCGAGUGUCAAGCAGCUGCUCACACGGCUUGGAGCUAAGUAUAAGGUCAUUGAAUUGAACCAAAAAAGUGAUGGAGAUAAAAUUCAGUCAGCUUUAGCGGAGUGGACGGGCCAAACUACGGUGCCUAAUGUGUUUAUUGGAGGAAAGCACAUCGGUGGUUGCGAUGCGGUUACAGAGAAGCACCACAGAGGUCAGCUAGUGCCACUUCUUACUGAGGCCGGUGCCAUUGCCGGUAACUCUGCUCAGCUAUGAGCUUUGGUUCACUGCUUCACAAUCUUGUAAUGAAGCAAAUGUAUGUUGAUGGAUUUGAGGUUUGUACAAAACAGUUGUGAAAAUAUUUUAAUGUGGCUUUUUGAAUGAUCUAAUAUCUGGAAGCUGAAGAAAUCUAUGCCUAUGGUUGAAUUCCUGCAUUGUUAAAUAUUUGGAACAUAA